CUCCACCUCGAUAGAAUCUCUGGACAACACUUUGACUUCACCUCCGACGACAGUGACAUCUCUGGCGAGCCGUUAUUCUUUACUUUAGGUAGUUGCCUUUAAAAUCACCUGUCAUUGUUAGUUUUUGAGAGGUACGUUUAGCGAAAGGGAAAGGCAUCCGCUUGUGGAGAAUGUCAGGAAUCGACAGCAACCCCUUCGCGGAUCCGGAGUUCAGCAACCCAUUUCAGGAUCCAUCAGUGACUCAAGUAAGACAGGCGGCUCCUCCGGGGUUAGAGGAGUAUAAUCCCUUCACAGAUGGCAAACCAGCGCCUGCGGGUAUGGCACCCAAGACUGCAGGACCCACCGUCAACACACAACCCGCCAUCAUGAAACCCACAGAGGAGCCUCCGGCCUACUCGCAGUCUCAGGCACAGGAUCAGUCUCGGGGGGCCGCUGAGCUGUUGAGGAGACAGGAGGAGCUGGAAAGGAAGGCGGCAGAGCUGGACCGUCGGGAGAGAGAAAUGCAGUCACUCAGCGCUUCAGGAGGCAGGAAAAACAACUGGCCUCCCCUCCCGGAGAACCUCCCUGUGGGCCCCUGCUUCUACCACGACAUCACAGUGGACAUCCCUGUAGAGUUUCAGAAGACAGUCAAGAUCAUGUAUUACCUCUGGAUGUUUCACACAGGGACACUGCUGGCUAACUUGAUCGGAUGCCUCGCCUGGUUCUGUGUGGAUGCAUCGCGCGGCGUGGACUUCGGCCUCGCCAUCCUCUGGUUCAUGCUCUUCACGCCGUGUUCCUUCGUCUGCUGGUACAGACCGCUUUACGGAGCAUUCAGGAGUGACAGCUCGUUCAGGUUCUUCGUUUUCUUCUUCGUGUACAUCUGUCAGUUCGGCGUCUAUGUUCUGCAGUGUAUCGGUAUAUCUGGUUGGGGCGCAAGCGGAUGGAUCUCAGCUCUGACCGGCCUGAAUAAGAGCAUCCCUGUGGGCAUCAUCAUGAUCCUCAUCGCUGCUCUCUUUACCUCGCUGGCUGUCAUGUCUCUCAUCAUGUUCAAAAAGGUCCAUGCGAUGUACCGGACCACCGGAGCCAGCUUCGAGCGGGCCCAGCAGGAGUUUGCCACCGGCGUCAUGUCCAACAAGACGGUCCAGACGGCUGCUGCUACCGCCGCCUCCAGGGCCGCCCAGACAUCCUUCAAGGAGCAGAUCUGAUUGGCUUAAGAGAGCUCGUCCCAUCUUUUCCCGUCCCGUCCAACUCUCUUCCUCUUCGUCUUCGUUCUUUGCCCUGUUUGAACACACGGAGAGUUUUUUCCACAGCCUUUCUGACGACAGCGAAGCGGUUUUUAUGAUUCAUAGAGAAAAACAAUCGGACAGGAUUUUAGUUUUCUUUUUGGACUCCAUCUGGCCGGCGAACAUCAUGCAACUCAUCACAGACUCUGAGCCCCCGCUCACCGACGCUGCACUCCUUCUACCACUCAAACCAGCGUGCUCUGAUUGACCUUCUCUGUGUGAGUUUGUUGUGUGGUUAUGUGUGUGUGUGUGUGUGUGUGUGUGUGUGUGUGUGUGUGUGUGUGUGGCCAACAGCCUCUUUACAUGUCGUGUCUCUACUCUAACUAAACAAAGUCUUUCUGAACUUAACCAGGGCAUUUCUGAUCAUCAGCUGUUUGUGUAAUUCGAUUUAACAAUCACUACUCUCUCUUUUAGUAUUAUCCACUCGUUAUGAUUCAUUAUUUAUUGGACACAUGGAAGUCUUCUUUUUUUCCUCUCUAGUUGUUUGUCAGUGCACAUGCAGGCUGCAGCCUUCUGACUUCUUUUCGCUUAACUGCUGAGACGACAUAACUGACCACUGCUGCCCCCCAGUGGGGUGACCGUGUAUUGUUGAAGAUGAAUGCCGUGCAUUCCAGCUCACUGCCUUGCCUUUCUACUUCUCUGCUUUCCUCUGAAUAUCGUUUUCAAACACGUGUAGUCCAACUGAAUUGAUUUGAAAUGUUACCCAAAAUUGUGUUUGUUAAAGUAUCAAACACUUGGAUUGAUGUGUUCCCUUCGUUUUUUAACCAACUUCGGAAAUUAUAGUGUAGCAGCAAAAAUCUGAAUUUUACAAAAAAUUGAAAAAAACAUAUUCUAAUUUGCAUUUAAAGCUGUGUUAGUAGUAAAGUAGCAGCAGUCAGUCCCAAACUUUGGUUCCAAAAAUAUCUCAACAAGACAGCAUUGAUUGUCAUGAAAUUUUGUGCGGGCAACAAUUUGUCCCCAAGUCGAUGAAUCUUUAGGAUGGUGAUCCUCUAACUUUUUCUGUUGGGUAGAUGUUGACGUUAUAUUCUAUGAAGGAUCCCCGCAGCUUUGACAUUGGUUGUUGUAUCAUUUGGUUCACACAGUCAUAAGGACGAGUAGUGACCGGUUCAAUCGCUCACAUUUUUUGAUCCUGUGAAAUCGUCAGAUCUGAAUUAAAAUGUGUCUCUAACUUUAGUUUACAACCGCAAGCAAGCAAAGUUAAAGCCAUUCAAUUUGUGGACUAUGUCAGCAUGCAAAAACACAAUACAUCGACUCAAAGUGUUGUUAGCAUUGAGAAUCGUACAAUGCUGACUUUGACUAAGCUGCUAGUAUAACUGUGAAGUCUUUAAAUGACAGCUGAUCGCUUCAUUGACGAGUCAGUUAAUCGAUUAAUCGUGUAAGCUGUAACACUGUAGACUGUCACAAGUUUGAAGGUGAUGUUUUCUGCAACAUAGUGAUUGUAUGAUAAAUCAGAAGAGGUAGAUUAAACUACAUUUCCAAAUCUGCAAACCCACUCUCCAUCAUGUACGCUGUGUUUGACACUUAACAGAUUGUUUCAUUUGGGUGAACUCUGAAAGGUGAAAGUUCGUCUACAGUAAUCCCCCGUUUAAAUCAAGAUGCACUUUAAGUCUCGUCUUUAGAUUCUGUCCGCGCGACGGAAACGGUUCAAAAAGGAAGAAAUAUUUAUGAAAUCACCGUCUUCACGCCUUCCUGCUCUCCAUUGUUCAUCCAUAAAUACACCAGCUGAGUUCUUUGGCAGAGUUUUCACUUGAAGCAGAAACCUGUUUUUUUUUUUUUUUUUUUUAAAUCUGUAAUCUCGUCUGAAACUCGUCAGUUAAAGACGCUGUCAACAAACGGUCAGACAUCCACCACUCAUGGUGCAUGUUUAUACUACAGGUGACCUGAAGAGGAAAAGAGUGGAACUCGUCUCCGGCUUUUCUCUGGGAGACUUACCUCAUUUUUUUUUUUUUUUUUACUCAGGAUGAACUCUUCACUUGCAUGACAAACUCAAACAUCUAUGAGACUGUAAAGGAAUCAAACACACACACACCGGACCCCCCCCCCCGGUUUAAAAAAAACAAAAGAGGAGGCGUAAUCAAUAUGUCAGCCGGUACUUUCACAGUUCUAAUUGCUUUGCAUGCUGUGGAAUGACGAUCUCUGAAGUCAUGCACAAUCGAAUCACAACACUAAUAAUGCAUCAAAUCUAAACGCGCUAACUACAUCUCUGAGUGUGUCUUUUUUUCUAAAUAAUACUUACCUUACGUUGCUCCAGUGGGAGCUGCAAUUGUGGGUUUUUUUUUUGUCUCAUGUUAAAGCCAGUUAAGCCUUCUGUGUGUGUGUGUUGCAUGUGUGUGUGUGUGUGUGUGUGAAAUUAAGCCUUUGAAGUCUUAAGCCUGUGUGUGUCUGGGAUCCUUCUUUUUAAAUCCGUCCGAUCUUCCUGCCUUAUUUCGCUCCUUUUUAAUUGAUUGUUUCACACCUGUUUCAUUUGGAUCAGUGCUUGUGUACAUGUGUAAGGACAUGUGUGUGUGCAGAGCGACAUGAGAUUAUUCCUUAAAAAAAGAGUCAGACUGGAGAGGCACCUGCUGUUAUUCUUCAUUUGUUUAAGUAAUGAGAAGCGCUAGACGUGAACUGUGUGCUGUACUGUAAAUGGACUGUGGCUUUAAAGCUUCAAAAUCAACAUGUCCCGUGGUAGAAAACACUGGGAUCUAAUUGAAAAAUAGUCAUCUCUAAAUAAAUUUUAAUGAAAUUAUUCACAGAAAUAAAGUAGAAUUGGAUGUUUGUAUAUUUUGUACGGUUUACAAACGGUCGGCUCUUUGCUCUAAAAAUUUGGAUGUGAUUUUAAAAAUGCACUCUUAUCUGGUUUCACCUUCAGCCGCAUGUCGAGUACUUUGAGUUUUGUAUAUUUAUUGUAUUAACACUGAAUAAAAAUCUUCUUCUGUA
Labrus mixtus (cuckoo wrasse) is the source of this 4181-nucleotide messenger RNA. Its product is annotated as secretory carrier-associated membrane protein 1-like. Gene Ontology annotation, biological process: protein transport. The transcript is spliced from 10 exons. The record is from RefSeq and is a predicted model, not a curated record. NCBI's taxonomy places the organism in Eukaryota, Metazoa, Chordata, Actinopteri, Labriformes, Labridae. The coding region runs from base 171 to 1184 and encodes 337 amino acids. Gene Ontology annotation, cellular component: recycling endosome membrane; trans-Golgi network membrane.